Epinephelus moara (kelp grouper) is the source of this 2332-nucleotide messenger RNA. It is a transcript of the gene hoxa11b, whose product is annotated as homeobox A11b. Gene Ontology annotation, molecular function: DNA-binding transcription factor activity, RNA polymerase II-specific; RNA polymerase II cis-regulatory region sequence-specific DNA binding. The record is from RefSeq and is a predicted model, not a curated record. Gene Ontology annotation, cellular component: nucleus. The coding region runs from base 833 to 1672 and encodes 279 amino acids. Gene Ontology annotation, biological process: anatomical structure development; regulation of transcription by RNA polymerase II. The transcript is spliced from 2 exons. Lineage: Eukaryota; Metazoa; Chordata; Actinopteri; Perciformes; Serranidae.
CUCACAUUGCUCCGCCACUCGAAUCUAUAUAUAGCUAAAGGAGCUAUGUUAUAUUCACACAGAGAGACGACGAAGUCAUACCUGCCAUUUGCUCAACCGUGAAGUCGUUUUAAAAUAGAUCAAAUUAACUGAAAUAGCAUCCAAAAUAAUUGACGCAUGUGCGUAACGGGCCUUAAUUAUGACGCGCAAUUUCAAACUCAACACGUUCUCAGUUUUAGCUCAUUAAAUGUUGUGCCAUGACGAUUAAGCCUCACAUAGCAAAGUCUAAAUCCCGUUGCCAUGGUCUAAAAAUGUUUCCCUCCUUAAAAUGCUUCAGACGUCUGAGGUUAAGGUGAAGGUGAGGGUUAUAGGUUUAGAAACGAACCUAAAGGUACAAAUUGGCAGGUUAAACAGCUUGGCGUGAAACUGGAUAUAAUGCUCUGUUUUGGUCUGCCUUGUAAUUUGGUAAUUUAACGAUUUCAGUCCACAGCCAGAUAGAAGUAACCCCACAUAAGAUCUACAAUGAAAGAGAGCCCGUUUUUAAAAUAUCCAAAAUAGCCUAAAUUGUGUCUGAACAAAAUUCCCUCUCAGUAUUUUUCCUUCCCCAUACAGCCAAAGGUCUACUUUAUAAACUCAUUGACUCAUAUAGGCUACACAUUGAGGCGUAGGCUAUCUGUCAUUUUGUGCCAGUGGUCACAUGGCUUUGGCCCUCAGGAAUGGAUAGAGAUGGAUCCCCACGUCAGCUUGUACGUCUAAGGAUUUCUGCUCCACCAGUCUGCCUCAAAGUGACUGGAGCGCAGCGCCGCGGAGGAACUAUGCGAGGAUUAUUAUAGGACGUUUCCACCAGCAGAAUAUGGAUUUUGAUGAGCGGAUCUCUGGCUCUAAUAUGUAUUUACCGAGUUGCACUUACUACGUCUCCGGAGCAGACUUCUCGGGUCUCCCUCAUUAUUUAACCCAGAGCCAGUCCUCUUGCCCCAUGACAUACCCCUACCAGUCCUCAGCGCUGCCACAGGUCCCGUCCGUGAGAGAUGUGGCUUUCAGAGACUAUGGGAUUGAUACUUCCAGUAAAUGGCACCACAGCAGGGGGAGCCUGUCACACUGCUACCCCGAUGACAUCGUGCACAGGGACGGCUGGACGAGCCCGACCUCACGGGGGGGAGAGGUCCUGGUGAAAGGCAGCUCCAGCGCCAGCCACUCCUCCAGCUCCUCCAACCCGACGCCCGGCUUCUAUGGCAGCGUUGGCAGGAACGGCGUCCUGCCACAGGCGUUCGACCAGUUCUUCGACACCGCCUACGGGAACGCAGAGAGCAGCACAACGCCGACAGCACAAGCGGCAGACGCGGACAGACACGCAGCCAAAACAAGCCCCGCUCCGGCUCACCCGGGCUCGGACACGGCGGAGAGCUGCAGCCCCAAGUCGUCCUCCGGCCACAGCGAGGAGAAACAGAGCAAAAGCAGCAGUGGCCAGAGGACGCGCAAGAAGAGAUGUCCAUAUUCAAAGUAUCAGAUCAGGGAACUGGAGAGGGAAUUCUUUUUCAGCGUUUACAUCAACAAGGAGAAGCGCAUGCAGCUCUCACGGAUGCUCAAUCUCACAGACCGCCAGGUCAAAAUCUGGUUUCAGAACAGGAGGAUGAAGGAGAAGAAACUGAACAGAGACCGUUUACAGUACUACACCACAAACCCCCUGCUAUAAACACUGAACAAAGACUGUCACUGACAUGCAGCCACUCACCCCACUCAUCAAGACUACACACGUUACCUGGACGGGAUGACGAGUUUUUUAAUGUGUCAGACUUCAUAAAGAAUUCUAAUAUUUAUACACUAUUUUGUCAUUAAACACCGUUGGCUCUAUUAUCAUUAUCAUUAUUAUUAUUAUUAUUAUUAUUAUUAUUAUUAUUAUUAUAUAGACCUGUUAUUCUGUCUGCCCGACCAAUCAACAAUUUUCCAAAUUUUAAAGUGACGUGGUUGCGUGUAUGGUUCGCUCACGCGGGAAGCCAAAUGUGUCUGAAUUCCUUUUGUAUAAUUUAAUAAUACACACGGAGAUUACUGUAAUGCAAUUUUUAAAUAUAUAUAUAUAUUAAUUUUUCCUUAAAUUCUUAAGAAUAUAUUUUUUUUGUUCAAAUUUACGCACGCACACGCAACUUUUGUGGACAGAAAUCUUGAAAUCAAACUACUGUUCGUGUUUCAUUCUUUCUCUUAAAUAUUUUAACUUUAUUGUACAAAUACAACUCCGGUGUCUGUAAAUCUGUUUUGUGUGUUUUGGAAUUACUAUUACUAUACUAUAAGACAGACCACACCUGACACUGUUGGCGGCGAUCAGCUGCCCCCCAAAAAAUACCGCUCAAUGCUGCAU